This is a messenger RNA of Triplophysa rosa, 2685 nucleotides long. RefSeq lists its product as uncharacterized. The coding region runs from base 36 to 875 and encodes 279 amino acids. The record is from RefSeq and is a predicted model, not a curated record. Gene Ontology annotation, cellular component: mitochondrion. NCBI's taxonomy places the organism in Eukaryota, Metazoa, Chordata, Actinopteri, Cypriniformes, Nemacheilidae. The transcript is spliced from 2 exons. Gene Ontology annotation, biological process: regulation of autophagy.
UUGAAACACCAGGCAGACGCAGACCCUGCUCAGUUAUGCGUCCCAGGUCCAGAUUACUGGCUAAACGGGGCCUUCCCACCAUCAGGGAGGGCUAUGAGGAACUGGUGCAAGACCUAAACCAGACCAACAGUCAGCACACUACCACACAGGACUACUUCCUCUCCAUCUGCCAUCUGGCCCGGCCCACCUUCCCUCUCCAUGAGCCCGACUAUGACAUCCUCUCCAUUGGCCCCCUGGACUCCCCAAAGCCCUGUCUACGACUGCACCGCUUGCGUCAGCAUCUGCAACCUCCACAGGCCCACACCUCCACAAGCGAUCACUGCGCAGUUCAGCAAGCUCAGAAAGAGAAAGAAAUCAGAUGUGCUCCAUCAGAACCCAUGCAGCCUCUGGUUUCUGAUGAGGACAAUGGAUGCAGAAGUGACGGCCCAGGCCCCACUGAUCCACUCGAGUACCUCUACAGCCACAGAGGUGCAUUUGCUUCCUCCACCACAAGGGGCAGCAUUCCCCCUCGCCGGCCACGUUGUGACACCUUCCCAUGCUUCUCCUCGGCACCUGACACCCAGCGUAAGAGCAGCUACCCUGAGCUCUGCCUGGCUGAGGUGGUCACUGUGGCGACGGUUUCUGCAGCGACGGUCACUACGGCGACAGUCCUACAGCGGUCACCGCUUAACAGGAAGAAGCUGGAUGAUGGUGCCCUGGCCGCACGUAGUGGUGUUCCCAACAACCUCGACGGCACCCCUGCUGGUUGGAGAGGGAAGAGCAGCCGCUGCAUGGACAAACAGACCAUAGUGUCCCACUGGAUCGCCGAGUGCCGCAGUGCGUGGAAGGAGGCCCGCAUUCGCGCGUGCAUGCUCCCCGCCAUUGCUGAGAAGUAAUCUACGCCCGCAAAAAUCCCUUUCUGGUGAAGCUGAACACGACAGGGAAACAUCACGUAGAGAAUUAUUGUGGAAUAUUACUUUGCACUUCAGGUUUAUAUGCAUAUACAUUUUUGAUGUAUUUCUAAACCAGUGACCCUAUGGUGCCGUUGAUACCACACCAUAGAGUUACAAUGAAUGUCAAUGAUAAGACUGAGUCAGUGAUGUCCAUUCGUGAUCUAUAAAUGCAUUGAAUGUUGGAUGCCUUUAACACAGUUUAGUCUGACUUAAAAAAGUAAAGACAAUGUGUCAUUCCAGUUGCAGUUCUUAUAAAGAAUACUCAAUGUAAUAUAAUUUAGAGGUUAACUGUCCAGUGGUGAAGCAAUGCAUAUUAAUCACAGGUUUACUGCAUCUCCUGAACAACAUUUAUUGUAUUUGGGAAUCUUUUUGAAGGACUAGGUUUUGGUAAGUUUCCCCUACUCUUCACCACAGACAUAUUUAGAUAAUUUAGUUAAAAGGUUAUUAGAUGCAGAAAUUAACAUAAUGGCCAAAGGAAGCAACCUAUAAUAUAACCAAGGACUGGUCCCAAAUCUUUGUUAUGCGUUAUAAUAAUUCACUGCCAUGGCAAUAUUAUACAGAUAAUGUUGAAAAAGCUAUAGUCAUGUUAUCCAGUUUAACAAACAGAGCUUGGUCUAACACUUUAAAGCACAAAUAACAGCUUAAGAAAUUAAGAAGGACAAACAUGGGCUGCGUUUCCCAAAAGCAUUGUAACCUUAAGUUGAUCUUAGAACCAUUGUCACCAAUGGAGUUACCAUCAACGUAGGCUUACGAUGCUUUUGGGAAACGCAGCCAUGAUGACAUUUCCUGGAUAGGAAUUACAUCAGUUCAAAAAAGACGGAAAAAUGCCCUCAUUUUGAUAUUAGGAUUUGACAACAUGGAUCUACACUGUUAUCACCAUUAGACUGUUUGUUUGUGUACACCCAAAAAUCUUGUUUUUCUGCAGUGUUGGGGACAGUUACUUUUAAAAGUAACUAGUUACAAUAUUGAGUUACUCUAUAAAAAAGUAACUAAAUACGUUACUUGGGUACUUUUUGUGGAAAGUAACUGAAAGUACUUUUGCGUUACUUUUGCAGGACAAUUGAUUGCUGUUGCGACUCGCGCUAAUUUCACGAACUGAAAGUUAUCUAUUGAGCAUGACCGGCAUUUGCAGCAAUUUGUCCAUGGUGGCGAGUGCGGCCACACUAUAGCUCCGCAUCUGAGCUCUGGCCAUCGCUGUGUCAACGGUUGCCAGAUUUGCGUAACAAAAAUGAAGCUGGAACACUGCAGCACUUCAGACAUGGCAACGCUGUCUGACUAGCGACUGUUUCUGCGCAAGCAUGAGUGAUCAUGUCUACACUACUUUUAAUUCAGAAUUUCACUUCUGCAGUUACAUUUUUUUUAUAUAAAUCAAUGAUUAGACUGAACAGUAACUUGAGUAUUGAUAUGUAAAUUUAUAAAGUAACUAAGUUACAUUACUCGUUACUUAAAAUUACGUAACGCACGUUACUUGCAACGCGUUACCCCCAACACUGUGCAUUCUUUUGGUGUUUCAGUAUUUUUAGAGAAUCUUACUGUCAAAAGAUGAAUUAGUAAGGUUGCAUGUGACUAUAAAUUAUUUUGUAUUCAUGCAUAAAAAAAUCUUUAAAUUAUAAUAAUAAUUAUUAUUAUGGAUGUAAUGAUCUGAGAGCAAAUGUAUAUAACACUAUAUGAGUAAUGCAAAUCUGUUGUUUGUACAUUUUCAACAGUCUUGUACUUUCCCCCACUUUUUUAAAUAAAUAAAAUGUCUGUUUUA